Molecule: messenger RNA, 5224 nt
Organism: Tachysurus vachellii
Lineage: Eukaryota; Metazoa; Chordata; Actinopteri; Siluriformes; Bagridae
Gene: slc20a1b
Product: solute carrier family 20 member 1b
Exons: 11
Coding region: 602-2578 (658 amino acids)
Biological process (GO): phosphate ion transmembrane transport
Cellular component (GO): membrane
Molecular function (GO): phosphate transmembrane transporter activity
Source: RefSeq, a predicted model, not a curated record
GUGUUAUUUUAUAUAUUAAAACUUCACUUUUGUUUAUACGACUGAAGCCAAAUUCAUUUGGUGUAAUUUUUAAAUUUAACGUCUUUAAUUUUGAAAUCUACAGCGCGCGCACCUGAACGUUAAUCGGGCGCGCUGUCUGAGGGGGAAGAAGAGACGAGAAGCUCGCGUUCAUCAGUCUUUUACCGUGGAAUGAGCUUCCAUUCAUCCAUCCUGUCUGUUGCACAAUGGAUGUCCGCUCCGUCUGCCUAAUUGGCCAAACUAAAACGCAUUGUAGUAGCGCUAGUAUAUUCAGAGGAUAGCAAUAGCCCCCUUACUCCACCCUCUCCCUCAGCAUUACACACCAGUUUACAACUUACAGCAGUGCAGAUUCUCUCACUAGUGUCUGGAUUUGCUCUAAAUUGCUGUUUUAGCAGAGGGUGAAGGUAGGUAGGUUUGGGGAAUUUCAGAAAGAAAACAAAUCUUUAGAAACAAUAGUACCUCAGUUAUUUAAACAAUUCUAGUGUGCUGCUUAAAUUAAGGGCUAUUAAGGUUUUUUAACCCUUUAAGAUUGUGACGCUAUUUAAAACUUGAAAGAGAAGAAUAAAAAAAGCUAUUGCACAAAAUGGUUUCAACAACUUUAGCUGCAGUAACGCUGAUGAGCACUGUGGUGCUAGCCACCACGGGCCCAUUGACCGGAUACCUGUGGCUCCUGAUUGUCGGAUUCAUAAUCGCCUUCAUUCUGGCCUUUUCCGUGGGUGCUAACGACGUCGCCAACUCAUUUGGCACCGCCGUGGGCUCUGGUGUGGUCACCCUGAAAGUCGCAUGCAUCCUUGCUACCGUGUUCGAGACCCUGGGGUCGGUGCUUCUGGGAGCCAAAGUCAGCGAGACGAUACGCAAAGGGAUCAUUGACGUGAACAUGUACGCCGGCAAUGAGCACGUUCUCAUGGCCGGCUCGGUCAGCGCUAUGGUUGGCUCUGCUGUUUGGCAGUUGAUGGCUUCGUUUCUCAAAUUGCCCAUUUCUGGUACGCAUUGCAUCGUAGGAGCAACUAUCGGCUACUCCCUGGUGGCAAAAGGCUUACAGGGAGUCAGAUGGCUUGAGCUUCUGCGAAUUGUUGCGUCUUGGUUCCUCUCUCCGCUCCUCUCUGGCUUCACAUCGGCUGUUCUCUUCUACUUUGUCCGCAUGUUUAUCUUGCAAAAGAAGGAUCCAGUUCCCAAUGGACUCAGGGCAUUGCCUGUCUUCUAUGCUGUCACUAUGGGAAUCAAUCUGUUCUCCAUCAUGUUUACAGGCGCACCGAUGCUGGGAUUUGAUCAACUUCCCUGGUGGGGAGUCCUUCUCAUCUCUAUCGGAUUCGGCAUCUUCACUGGACUCCUCGUCUGGUUUAUUGUUUGCCCCUACCUCAAGAGGAAGAUCGAACGUGAAUUCAAGUCUUCUAGCCCCUCAGAGAGCCCCUUAAUGGAGAAAAGGGAUAUAGAGGCGCAUUGUCCUAUCCUCAAACCAGUUCCUGAGAACACUUCUACCCUGACCUCCAGCACUCCUCAAACAGCAGCUCCUUGUGAAGAACGUAGAGUAACCUUCGACAUCGGGGACUCGGACGAAGCUGAACCAAAAGAGGGUGAAAUCGGCAACGGGACUGCUUCCAAAUCAGCCCACGUUCAGUUUAACAACGGCCCCACCCACGCCCCCAGUAAUGGCUACAGUCAGUACCACACUGUCCACAAAGACUCGGGUCUCUACAAGGACCUGCUGCACAAGCUGCACCUCGCCAAAGUGGGCGACUGCAUGGGUGAGGGCGGAGACCGGCCCAUCCGCCGCAACAACAGCUACACCUCCUAUACUUUGGCCAUCAUCGGCCUCCACAGUGAGUUCAAGCCCCGGGAUUCGGAUUUCCGUGCCUGCGAGGAUGGAGAUAAGGACAAGGUGCAAGAGCGCAAGAGGGUCCGCAUGGACAGCUACACAAGCUACUGCAAUGCUGUUGCUGAGAACGGAGCCCCUGAAGAUGGCAUCGGAGAAGGAGAAGUGACCCCUGAGAUGGCUGAAGAAGGAGGAAACAGCAGCACACUGGAGGAGGACAGGACUGAGGCAGAUAAACCAGAAGUUUCCAUUUUGUUCCAGUUCCUGCAGAUUCUUACUGCUUGUUUUGGCUCCUUCGCUCACGGUGGAAAUGACGUCAGUAACGCUAUUGGUCCAUUGGUGGCGCUGUGGUUGGUUUAUGAAAGUGGCUCAGUGGAGUCCACUGCUCCUACCCCUCUCUGGCUGCUGCUGUAUGGAGGAGUGGGCAUCUGCAUUGGGUUGUGGGUUUGGGGCCGCAGAGUCAUCCAGACCAUGGGCAAAGAUCUCACUCCUAUCACUCCCUCUAGUGGGUUCAGCAUCGAGCUGGCUUCAGCUGUCACUGUGGUCAUCGCCUCAAACAUCGGUCUGCCUGUCUCCACUACCCACUGCAAGGUUGGUUCUGUGGUGGCUGUGGGUUGGCUGCGUUCCCGGAAAGCUGUGGAUUGGCGUCUUUUCCGCAACAUCUUCCUGGCCUGGUUUGUGACCGUGCCCAUCUCUUGUCUCAUCAGCGCUGCCAUCAUGGCGCUCUUCAAAUAUGUCAUUUUCUAAAUCCUUGCAGCCUGCUAUAAUGUAGCUUCUACCGUUCGCAGCUAAGAACGCAAGAGAUUUGGCUGUUCUGCCGUCUCUUACUGCCUCACUACCCUUAAAGCUCCACUGUCUAUCAGCACUGGGGAUUAAGUUAUCAAGAUGUUUUUUCUUUCUUUUAAUUAGGGUUUGUGUUUCUUAGCUUGCAUCACGUGUUGACAAUUCAUCGGUGUUCUGUGUGCACACACGCACCAGGUUUCACUUGCUAAAGAAGCAGGAAAAAAUAUUUUCUUAUUUUUUUUUUUCCUUUUUCAUUUUCCAAAUGGAUGAAUUGUUGCCAUUUAUACAUACAUACAUACAUACUCACCUUUUUUGUAAAUAAUUGAUCAGAAUAAUUUUUUAAUGUAAUUAUGUACAUAUAACUUCAACUUUUUUUUUGUUUUGUUUUUUAAGUUGGGGGGUGGGGUGGGGAGAACAAUUACAGUGCAGUAUUAGCUUUCUACUACUUCUGUCACAUCUGUCUACACUUAAAUCAUACGAUUCACUGAGACAACACUCUGCCUAGAGCAGUAUUUAGACAUAAACGAGGUCACCAGUCUGUUUAGAGGUUUUUUUUUUUUUUUAAUUUAUUAUUUUUUUUCUUCCAUUCCUUAUAAUCUGCUGAGCAUUUGGGAAGCACUCCUGCAGGUCUUGACUCUUCCAUUGCUAAUAUUUAUCAUACAGUGAUUCCAUAUCUGUGAGUGUAACUAAAAUGCAUCAGCUGUUUUGUAUUCUCUUUUUUUCUUUUUUUUUUCUUUCUUCCAUUAUUGCUGUGUUUCUGCUUUAUGAAUUGAUUCUUUGAUAUUGGAUCUAGAAAUGCACUGAUCCCUUUUUUCAUUAGAAAUACAAUACAGUGCUGGAAAUAUGACCUUAUAUCUGACUUGCACUAAAUUCUGUCGUCUGUACUGUCGAAACGCAGCUCGGCGCCGUCGUUAGUUACUCACGGCAAAGAUGAACUGAUUGGAUGUUGGAAUUGUUUGUUUUGGAAUUGAUUGUUUGAGGCUGUUUUGCCGUAAUUCUUACAAGAUCGGUACUUUAAGUAUCGUAAUGGGUUUGGUUUUGACAUAUCGUCCCAACUUUAAGUAGUCAUUGUAUCAACUUAUUUUUUAGGUAAUAAAAAAGAUGCUGGAUCAUUUCAGAUUAUCUUGAAAUGGAAAUCUGAGCCAAACAAAAAGAGUAUAAAUUAACAGGUCAUGAUCAGAAUCUUGAUCCGCCGAAUGUCGAUUGUAAAUUAGAAUCUUAAGCCCAUGUAGCUUUAAAAUUGAUUUAAAUAUAAGCUCCGUUUUAGAAACAGAGCUGCGUCAUUUUAUAUGCCCUCUGCAUCUGGUGACACUCUGAUCAGCGGAACGUCCUCUAAACGUUUCCAGUCUCCAUAUGGUGGUUACAUGCUUUGUGUUGUGUUGCCGUGCAGCGCUCUUAUUGAAUGCUGAUGAAGUGUAACUGUUACCAGAGGGUUCUCGCACAACCUGUCUGAUACGAAGCAGCCUUUCACAAUGACCCUGACGUACAAAGGGAGACACGCUUAACUACAUGUACUUAACUAACUAAUCUCCCUCUACUCCUUUAUCGUUGCAGGAAAUUCCUUAAGAAAACUGUAGAUUUUAAAUACGCUAAUAUCGCUCAGUGGAUACGGGACCACUAAACACCACAAUAGCUUUUGGUCAUUGACUGAAGUGUUGCCCUUUUUAUUUUUUUAUAGUGGUGUUUAAAAGCUAAGAUUAACUCUGCCUUUUCAGUUUUGUAGAUUGUUUUUUUUAUUAUAUUUAUUUACAUCCUCAGGCUUGUUCUGAUUGGCUGCUGAGAGCAGAGGGGGGAAUAAAAAAAAAAAAAAAACGCAGGCUCUGAAAUGUUUAGGUUAAUGUCAUCGCCACCACUAGUCAUAACUACGGAAACGCAAAGAAGGAAAAGGGACGUUUACUUUUAGCAUGAAUUUGGUUAACAAUUGGCGACGGUAGCUUCAGGACCAGUGUGUAAACACUCAUGGAAAAAUACAACAUAAAACUUUCUUCAUGCUGCAAACACAAGCUUAACAUUCUCCUGUAAAACUUGAUCGAAUAAGGCAGUGCAGUGCUUCUUUUUAGCAUCACAUGCUAAUCUUGCUAAGCUUUCGCUUGCCUCUUAAACCCUUAGAAACCAGACAAGCUUGAUGUUCUAUGCUAGCAUGUAAAUUAGUGUUUAUUAUGUAUAUACCCAGGCCAUGGGUUAGACAUGAAACGCUGCUUUUUAAAGGAAUAGUCACACCACACACCCGGAUUAGCGUGCUGUGAAUUGGUCUCUGGCAUUUUGGUGUUUCUCUCCUCUAAAGCAGGAGUGUGUAGGAAUUCUGCUGAAGCAAAUUUUUUUUUUUUUUAAAUUAUUUAAUUUUUAAUUAGCGCCCCAUGUUGGACUGAUUAUGGCCGUGCAGUAACUGCUGUAAAACCUGAGUUAGUGAAUGAGUGGCGAUUUCGCUGCUGUGUAUCUUUAGAUUUGCUGUAGUUGCCUUACUAUUGUUCUGUAUUUUAUUUUAUUUUAUUUUAUUUUUUUUAGGUACCAAAGAAAACUGGUGUGUACAUUGUAAACAUAUAAUCAUUUGUCUUUGGGAGUGAUUGGGAAGAUUUUUGAGGGAGAAAAUAAAACUUUUUUGGGGGGAAA